Molecule: messenger RNA, 558 nt
Organism: Aspergillus oryzae RIB40
Lineage: Eukaryota; Fungi; Ascomycota; Eurotiomycetes; Eurotiales; Aspergillaceae
Exons: 4
Coding region: 1-558 (185 amino acids)
Biological process (GO): regulation of DNA-templated transcription
Cellular component (GO): nucleus
Molecular function (GO): RNA polymerase II cis-regulatory region sequence-specific DNA binding; DNA-binding transcription factor activity, RNA polymerase II-specific
Source: RefSeq, a predicted model, not a curated record
AUGGCAAGAAAACGCAAGAGCUCACCUCCUAGCAGACGUUCACCUAUAAGGUGGACUGCUCAGGAAGAUGGGAUCCUCAUCAAGACCGUCCACGCCUGCACAAUCCGUGGGGAAGACCAGUCUCUUCCAUCAGACAACAAGAGAGCAAGGAAAGAUACCAUCGCAUGGAAGCUGGUUGCACAGUCAUUGCCAGGGAGGACAAAUAGAGAUUGUCGCAAGAGGUGGUUCAAGAUCGACCGGCGCUGGUCGCAAGGGCCUUGGGCACCAGAUGAAGAGACACAGUUAAGGGAAGCUGUUGCAAUAUAUGGACCUGAAUGGGACGAGGUUUCAUUCUCAGUCAAAACAAGGAAUCCUGAUCGUGCGUGUCUUCUCAAAAGAGAUACGCAAAAAUGCUUAGAACACUGGGAGAAAACCCUCUAUCCAUUUGCUGCCAAUCAAAGCCGGGAACCGACGGAUGACAUGAAGCUGCCAGAAGUAGUUGCUCAUUCUGGCCAUCUAUCAAGUUACACCCAGGAGGGGCUAGCAGGACGACCAAUACUGGAAUUCAAAGACUGGUAA